CCAAACUAAAUUAUUAAUUUAAAUCAAAGAUGGGCCCUAAGAAAGGCAAAGAAGCGAAUGAUAAUGAAAACUACUGGAGAACAAGUAUUGAAGAAACACCUUUAGAUGAUGACUCAUGGAAAGUAAAAGUAAUUAUUAUAGAAGCAGCUGGUAGCGAUCCGGACCGUAUUUAUUUAGGAAAGUUUGAAACAUACGCAGCAGAAGAGAGAAGAUUUGUUAUUAAAAAUAUUUGUAAAACUGAAACUAUUUUUAUGAUUAAUCAAUUAGGUGGGGAAAAGAAAGUAAAGGAUGAUAAUCUAAGAGUAUUUGAAGAAGGACAAGCUUAUCUUAAAGAAAAAAAAGAUAUACCACCAGAAAUAUUAGCACUCAUAAUUAAGCAUUUAAUUAUAAAAAUGAAAACAGAAUAUAUUUUCAUCAAAAACCAAAAACUUAAAGUGACGGAAGGAAUGAAAAGGGAAUCUUCUACUAUGAUUGAUAAAGCGGAAGUUAGGGGAACGGUUAACGAUAAACUUGCUGAACGUCUAGAAGUUACACCACCGCCUCUAAAAGGCAAAAAAGAAGAAAAAACAGAUCCUAUACCAGUAGAAGAUGAAAAUAAAAAAUAUAAUACGCUACUUAGAGUAAGAGGUGAGGAGUGGAGAGAUAAAGUAUAUAUUGAUGACUAUCCAACAGAUGGUCCCAGUUUGUACGUUGCCGUAACGGGAUUUGCGGAUGCUAAUUUACCUGCAUGUCUUGUAAAAAUUGGUAUACCUUUAACAGCUGUGGUUCAAAUUAGAAUUAAUCCUGCCACGACCAAAGUGCCGACGUGCUUAACACGGGCAAGCAAAAGGGGACAAAGUCAAACAGAAUUGCUGGCCGAAAAGUCUCUUAAAUAUUGGGAAGAUAUACAAUUACUGCGUCUGGACAAAGAUAUUGGAGAAGUUUUUAAAAACACUGCAUUUGUUGUUUUUUCACCUCCUUAUUGGAAUAAUAGUAGUUUGUCAGGUAAUGCUGAACAAAUCUACAACGAAAUCAGUUUCUUACUGUACGAUCUUCAGGAUUUAAGCAGACAACAUACUAAUUAUUUAAAAAAUAUGGAAAUCAUUAAUGUACCAGAAGAGUAUAAAGAUGAUCGCUAUUUAUCUAUUUACGGUAGACAUAUAGAUGGUUUACCUUUUGAAUCAAUAACCAGUUUCUUAGUCUUAGAUAGUAUUCUUCAAACCAUAUCUGAUAGUCAGUCUUUUAGUGGAAUGACCGUAACAUCAUCUAUAUUUACGACGAUAAGCCAUUCUCCGCCUAAGUCAAACGACGACGAUAAGCUACAACAAUCCCAAGCUCUUGUAAAUGAAUUUAUAAACCAACUUUGUCAAACAGAUUCUCGCAAUAAAAAUUAUCGAUUCACUUACGGUAAUGAAUAUGAAAGUUUAAGAAACCCUAUUGUCAUAAAUUAUGGUGAUUUUUGUAAAUAUAACACAUUUCACCUUGGUAAUAUAAACUUAGAAAACAUAGUCAGCAGAAUGUUAAUUGGAAUGCCGAUCAAUAAAUUAUGGAUGAAUAGAAAUAAACUAACAGAGGAAAUAGAGGCAAAAAUAAAAUUUCAUGUAAAUGUAUUGCUUUCAUGCUUCAAUCGAACUGAUGUUGAAAUUGCAGAAUUAAAUCGAUUGCUACAUAUUUUAGCUUGUCGAAAAUUAUAUAACAAUAGAAGCUCAUUAAAAAAGGAGCACUUAGUUUCUUCAACUUUAUCCGAAUUUAAAAAAACUUAUUUAAACAGAAGUGUUUUAGCCGAACCAUUAUCAAAAUCUAAAUACACAAUAAGUACAAGCUCUACGUCAUCUUUAUUUCCUUCCUUAGUAGAAAGCAACGUAUCAUAUAAAUCUUCGAGUGACGAACAAAAUAAAGAUACCCGAAUUAAAUUACUUUUUGAUUGUCCUGAUAUAAGUGAAUUGGUAUCGGCGGCUGAAAUAGCCAUUCAAAGACCGAUUAGUCAUAUGAUUGAUGAUUUUGAAUAUUUUGAAGAUUUUACAGGUAUAAAGGCUUUUCAAGUACUUCAAGAUGCUUUUAAUAAGUAUAAUUGCGUAGAUUAUAAGUAUUGCGAAGUAACUGAUUCUUUUAUAAUGAUGUUUUACAAUAGUCAAGAUAACGAUGGAAUAGCUAGAAAGGAAUGGCGAUGCCAUCUUCCUACGUCAUUAUGUUUACAAGACUUUUUUGAUUUUGUGUUAAAAGAACACUAUGAUUGGAUUAAAGAUGAAGAAAAAAUGUAUGAAGAAAAUAUUUUAGUUAAGUCGCGAUCUGAAUACAAGGACUUCAGAGUUCCGUUAGAUUACAAAUCUUGUGUAGAUGAGAACGAUGUAAAAAUGGAACUUCUUAUGGAAGGUUCCUUGAAAUAUGAAGAAAUUACAAAUCUUGAUACGCCUAAUAAUGAAAGUUCUCAAUUUAAAACAUCUGCUUCCAAAAGAACAUCAUUAUUUUCUGGAGCUGAUUCUGAUGCUAAAAGCUCAAAGAAACAAAAAUCACCGGCUACUGUUACUCCCAAGCUAAUAAUUUCUCAGCUAGAACAAGAAAAAUCUAAGCUUUCCAAAAAAACAUUCUCUGGUUAUGAUUUAGGAGAUAGAAGAGUUGAAGUUUUUGGAAAAGAUAGUAGCUAUUUCUCCAAGGAUGGCACUCAAAUAUCAACUUUUUAUACUUUAGUAAUACCAAUGAAUUUAGAAUAUAUAACUUUAAAUGUACUUCCAGGCAAUAGUCAAAAUGAGUUUUGGAUGCAUAAAGUCAUUGGAGAGUUUAUUAAACCAGAAAUAAUUAACGCAUGUGAGUCUUUUAGAAUUUCAAGCAAAGACGAAUUAAUUAUUUAUAUUAAAAAACAAACUUAUCAAAUUCCCAUCCCGUUAGUCUCCACUUCCUCCUGUAAACAAAGCUCCGUCACAUCUAUAUCUCAUGAAAAAGUUAGAGUCCCACAAUUAUUUGAACAUAAGUCAUACCAUUCGGUAUUUGUUACUUGGCCUAAUGGACUCAUAACCGAGAGUGUUUAUAAAAAUAAUUCACCAAUUUUUUCCCACAUUAAGCAAUAUUAUAAUUGUUCUCCAUCGCAACUCGAUGAAGAAAUGAGAUGUAUUUCGUUGAAUGGAGAAGUUAUAAUUUUUAAAAAUAACGGUGAUAUCAAUAUACUUUUACCAGACGCUUCUUAUAUUAAUAUAACAAAAUGUAGAAAAGAAAUUGUUUCUGACGAAAUUUUGGAAGAUGUAUCUAGCGCAGAUAUUUCAACGAAAGUUAAAAAAGUAAAAGUAAAAUCCAAAAGUAAAGGUAAAGCUUUUAAGUCAUCUAAGAACAACUUUAACGAAGAUGAACAUGAAAUCGCUUCAAAACCAGUUGAAUAUAAAUUAGUUAUAGAAGAAUUUGAAACUAUUGAUGCAAAUGGCUUUAGACGAAAAUGGAUUAAUCAUGAUUAUUUUGACGUAGAAAAAUUGCUCAUGCAAACAAAAACCAAUCAUUAUCUUGGGGAAAUAUUUUCCAAACGUAUGGAUGGAACUACUGUGGUGCUAAAUAAGGAUGGAAUUCAAUUUGUAACUUUCCCUAAUAAAACCAGAAUUCUGACUGAGUAUAAAAUUGAUUAUGAAGAAGUUUUUCCUGAAUGGACUGAAGUAGAAAUAGAAAAUUUUUCUACAGUUAGUAUAAGUGCCGAUCUUUCGAAAUCAAAAGAGUCUUCGUCACAAAAAAGUUUUCCAUAUACAACCAGUAAUAGUGAAACUAGUUUAGGAUCCAGUAAACUAAGAUCAGAAGAAAUAGAUGAUAAAGAACAAAGGACCGAUGGCUAUAUUUUCAUUCAUAUUAUCUACACGAUCGAACAUCCAAAUUUUACAACAAUUACGAUUGACAAAUCUACACGUAAAAUAAGUAUUGAAUCACCAAAUAAAUCAUGCGUGACAUUUGACAUGGAAAAUAAUUAUGAAAUCUUACAAGACGGUCAGACUUCCGCAAAGUUUAAUGGAGAAACCUUAAACAUUAGUUAUGAGGCUUGCUCUAAAUGUAAGUCGUUUACAAAGUGUGAAGUUAAAGUAAAAUCUGCAGAAAUUAGCAAUGUAUCUCAAGUAGAAAAAAAUUGGUUAAAAAUGAAGGACUCGUUUUUUAAAAAUGUUAUCGUUAACGAAGAAGGCACCAUCAAUGUAGUCAAUGACACUUUAUCCAAUGAUUCUGAAGAAGUGGUUGAUUCUACACAACAAAAACAAGGAGAAAAAAACACAGUAGAGAACUCUGUAACCACUCAUGGUAAAUGUAACCAAAUGUAUGAAGCAAGAUCUUGCAGAUUUUUCAUACUUGCCCGAGAUUUAACAUGCUCGGAGUUGGUGCAUCGGGAAAUUAUAGAACAAUAUAUGCAAGCCUGCUUCUCUGAACCCUGGUGCAGCAUCAAUCACUACGAUACUUUUGGAGACCACCGCACUCUUUGGUCGAUUCUCAAUCCUUUGCACGUUACCGAAUCAGAGAAUUGGCUGAUGGAUUCCAAACUGUCCGAUAAACCCAAGUACUUGGCUAAUAUGGAUCUGAAAAAAGAUUGCGGUAAAGGUUUUUACAGUUGGAUGCGACCUUACAAAUGUUUUCAACCUAAACCAAUAACACCUGAUAACGUUUUGCCAGAGAGACUACCAAGAGCUUUUAUAUUGCGCACUCUGGAACAGCAAUGGAGAGACGCCCAAAGAAAUGUAUUGAAAGGCAGUAAAGAACUUUUAAAUGCAAUACUUCGAUACCGUCAUCUCAUGGAGUCUGAUCAUUCUAACUCUAUUUUGAACUUGCCAAUAUACGAUUUAAGAACAGAAGACGGAAGGAACACUAACGAAGUUGUUCAGGCUAUUGCAGACAGGGUAUAUGAAGAGCUGAAGAAUCGCCUGGCAGAAGAUGUGCAGACUAGGGUGAAGCCUGGCAUUACUACCAGAACUAGCCCAUCAAUAAAGGAAGAGUCUUUAGAAGGAGAAGAACCUGAAUCACAUCAUGAUCUUAUAAUAUGGGAAGAGGAACGUACGACUUUAGUGAAAGAUGCGAAGUCAGCGACUGAGAUGCGCCCCAACUUAAAGAGAUACUGGCGGCGACACGCUGAAGAGUUGAAAGAGGAAGAGUUUUAUCGGUAUCUUCUCCGAGAGGGAAGUGUGCCACCAUACUUCCUGAAUGUUCUGGGUGGCGCAAUUUGGUGGGAGAUGGACAAAACCGCAAAUGCUGCUAUAACGAAGGCCGAAAGGAGCAAAAUGAAAUGCUCGUGUCCAGAGAAAGAUCCAGCGAAGGAUUCAGAGAAGCAUCCAGAGAAGGAUCCAGAGAUGGAGUAGAUAUAUCUACCUACAUAAUGUCUACCAACCAUUACUUAUUUUGUUACAUUGUUAUUAUGUACUUUUAUGGAUAGGUAAAUAGAAAAUAACA
Molecule: messenger RNA, 5376 nt
Organism: Bicyclus anynana (squinting bush brown)
Lineage: Eukaryota; Metazoa; Arthropoda; Insecta; Lepidoptera; Nymphalidae
Exons: 7
Coding region: 30-5285 (1751 amino acids)
Biological process (GO): axonemal central apparatus assembly; epithelial cilium movement involved in extracellular fluid movement
Cellular component (GO): axonemal central apparatus
Source: RefSeq, a predicted model, not a curated record